Actinia tenebrosa (Australian red waratah sea anemone) is the source of this 1615-nucleotide messenger RNA. RefSeq names its product fumarylacetoacetase. Gene Ontology annotation, molecular function: fumarylacetoacetase activity. The record is from RefSeq and is a predicted model, not a curated record. Gene Ontology annotation, biological process: L-tyrosine catabolic process; homogentisate catabolic process; L-phenylalanine catabolic process. NCBI's taxonomy places the organism in Eukaryota, Metazoa, Cnidaria, Anthozoa, Actiniaria, Actiniidae.
ACACCUCCAGCAGCAACGUGGAUCGACGGAUUUCACCAGAAAAUCAAUAGAAAUUUGAAGAUUUCCUCAAAAAUUAUCAUGUCUUUUGUAGAAGUUACUGCAGAAAGUCAUUUUCCAAUCCAAAACCUACCUUAUGGGGUCUUUUCUACGGCUGAUAACCCUAAACAAAGGAUAGGAGUAGCAAUUGGUGACUAUAUUUUAGAUAUCAGUCAGGUUGCACAUCUUUUUGAUGGCCCGGUCAUGCGGCAAAACCAAGAUGUUUUGAAACAAUCUACCUUAAAUUCAUUUAUGAGUCUCGGUCCUGCUGCUUGGAAAGAAACAAGAGCAACCUUACAAAAGAUACUUUCUAAAGAUGAGGCUGUUCUUCGAGAUAAUACAGAACUACGCUCAAGGUGUCUUAUUCCACAAAACAAGGCAACUAUGCAUCUUCCUGCAAGCAUAGGUGACUACACAGACUUUUAUUCCUCUAUUAGCCAUGCUACAAAUGUUGGUACCAUGUUUAGGGGUAAAGAAAAUGCUCUUAUGCCAAACUGGAAACAUCUUCCAGUAGGGUAUCAUGGGCGUGCGUCGUCAGUCGUUGUAUCUGGAACCCCUGUAAGGAGACCAUCAGGACAAACACGUGCUGAUGACACCAAGCCACCGGUAUUUGGACCUUGUAAGCUGUUAGACUUUGAGAUGGAAAUGGCUUUUUUCGUCGGUCCCGCAAACAACUUGGGUGAACCAAUAUCCAUUGACAAGGCACAAGACCAUAUMUUUGGGAUGGUGCUCAUGAAUGACUGGAGUGCCCGCGACAUCCAGAAGUGGGAGUACGUGCCACUUGGUCCCUUCCUGGCCAAAAACUUUUCCACUACCAUUUCACCUUGGGUGGUUACCAUGGAAGCACUACAGCCCUUCAGUAUUCCAAACUCUGUACAGGACCCAACACCUCUACCAUACCUCCAGCACUCAGAUCCCUACACAUUUAACAUCAAUUUGGAAGUAGCUCUUAAAUGUGAAGGUCUUUCAAACCCUGCUGUCAUAUGUAAAACGAAUUACAAGAAUAUGUAUUGGACCCAGAAGCAGCAUCUUGCCCAUCAUACUGUGACAGGGUGUAACGUUCGACCAGGUGACCUGAUGGGGUCUGGCACUAUUAGUGGAGAGAACCCGGAAUCCUACGGCUCACUGCUCGAGCUCUGCUGGAAAGGCACUAAACCACUGGACCUUGGUAAUGGAGUCACCAGGAAGUUCCUCCAAGAUGGCGACGAAGUGAUCAUGUCUGGUUACUCACAAGGUGAUGGGUACAGGGUUGGGUUCGGCCAAUGCUCUGGUAAAAUUCUGCCUCCACAUGUUUUUUAGGGUACAAGCUAGUGGUUCAUCUAGGGGUCUUUGAUUUUAAACAUUACUGAUCUAUCUGAGGGGCUUAGCCCAGGACAACUAUCCAAACCUUACGAACUUCAUCAAUAUGUGAUGGCAUAGAUCUAGAAACAAGCUAUAAGUUAUGUUGUAUUGUGUAUGGUCUCCUGACAACUGUCAGCCUACUAAAUAACGUCAUUCUACUAACAGUUGUCUGCAUGGUAAUUAUUUAUUAGGGUGUAUGAUUUCAGUCUUGAAAUACAAGUAAAAUAUGGAUGGUUUA